Conger conger (European conger) is the source of this 1314-nucleotide messenger RNA. RefSeq names its product E3 ubiquitin-protein ligase NEURL3-like. The record is from RefSeq and is a predicted model, not a curated record. The transcript is spliced from 4 exons. NCBI's taxonomy places the organism in Eukaryota, Metazoa, Chordata, Actinopteri, Anguilliformes, Congridae. Bases 73 to 858 code for a protein of 261 amino acids. Gene Ontology annotation, molecular function: ubiquitin protein ligase activity.
CCUGGAUGCCUGAGAACGUAACAACCACUGACAGGAGUAUACAGGAUUAACACUUUCAAAGUGGUGAACCAGAUGAAUCGUGAAGGGCCACAUACCUGUGGAGUGUUGUGUUUGGGACCCCUGGCCUUUCACACGGAAGCUGUGGGGGACUGCAUCACUUUAACCCAUGGGGCCAGGUGUGCAGAGAGAGCUCCGUACACCUUCCGGAACGGUGUGGUGUUUAGCAGCCGCCCGGUGCGGGUCAAAGAGAUGGUGCGACUGCAAGUGAACCACACUGUAGAUCGCUGGACCGGUGCCCUCCGCCUGGGCUUCACCACCAUCAAGCCUGUUUGCGGGCCCGGAGCAGAAAUGGCCAUUCCCAACCUCAGCGAACAGCCCGGGUACUGGGCAGCCCCUGUGCCUGAAGAAUGCGCUCUCCCUGGCUACCAGCUAAAUUUCUGGGCAACCAAGAAGGGGAAGCUGAUGUACAAGGGGCAAGAUGGCAAGAAGCACAAGUUGCUGGUGGGGCUGGACCUUAGCAAGCCACUAUGGGCCAUGAUCGAUGUGUACGGGCAGACCUGUGCUGUGACCUUACUUGGCUCAACGAAAAAAGGUCCACUUGGUACCCGGAGAUCCUGCCAAACCUACUCAUGUGAGAACAGCCCACCAUCUUCUGAACUGUUUGAGAGGAACUGUCCUCCCAUCACUGACAACCAAUGGACGGAGGAUUUCAACACAGCGGAGAGCUGUGUUGUCUGCAUGUCCGAGCCAGCCUGUGUAAUCCUGUGCUGUGGGCACCAGUGCCUGUGCACGGUGUGCGCAGAAAGAGUGACGGCAUAUUUUGGGACCUGCCCACUGUGCCGAGAGGGUAUCACAUAGCUGUGGUUUACUGCAUUGUGCAAGCUACAGUACCAGAAAGACAGGCCGGGUAGUUGCUGAAGGACUCUACUGUACUGUCAGGAAGCUACUGUAUGUCCCACAAAGAGGAAUCACCCCAUGACACAUUCAACAUUACCCACUGUGUGGGCUUUGUCCUGGUAUAUUUAUUUACACUAACUUAGAGUGAAUUAAAUAAAUGUUUGGCUGAAAAAUUUUCAAACUGCUAGUACUGUUGCUGUUUUUAGCAAGACAUAUCUUUCACAUUGAAAAAUCAGUUUGUGAAUGGAAUUACAAUCAGCUAAUAAUACCAUCAAUAAAUACUACUGAGUGGAUACUGUGAUAUAGCAUCUUGGUGUUGACCAAAAUGACUGAGUUUCUUUUGUUUUUUUCAUUAUGAAAUUGAUGUAAAUUAGAUUGUUUGUUGGUUGAGACAAAAUGACUGUGAAAAUAUUAUUU